UAGUCUCACGUAGGAAAGCCUGUGUUUUUAAAUAUCACGUUUGUACGAGUUCGAGCUGUUUGUAAACUUUUUGCACCACUUGGUUUUCUUCUUCUUCUUGUGUUCGCGUUUUUUUUACGUGAAGCAACGAUGCUGCAGAUACUCGGGAUACUCGGCGCUCUGGUAGUCUGGUGCGACGGUCUGGUGAUCGGCUACAACGGCGGCCACAACCACCAGCACGCCUACGCGGACUACGGCGCCCUGGAGGACUACCACGAGGCCCACGCGGUUUUGCCGACCGUAGCCGUGCCCAUUCACGCCGUCUCAGCUGCUCCCCUCCAUCAUCACGUCCUGUCGGAACCUCACCACGAACUCUACCACCACAAAGCCCACCUGGACCAUCACGAUCACGACCACGAUCAUGACUAUUACUCCCACCCUAAAUACACUUUCAACUACGGCGUGCACGACCCCCACACCGGCGACGUGAAGACACAGCACGAGGUCCGCGACGGUGACGUCGUCCACGGCUCCUACAGCGUCAACGAGCCCGACGGCAGUGUCAGGAUCGUUGAGUACACGGCCGACGACCACAACGGUUUCAACGCCGUCGUCAAGAAGGUUGGACCUCAGUUGCACCCUCACCCAGUGCCCAAGUACGUCCACCACACGCCCGAGUACUACGGAUACGAGCAUCUUCACUAAAUCGCAUUCGUUGACCUCGUUUAGGAUCCAAUCUGGAUUCAGCCUGUACAAAAUGCGACGGCCGCGUGUAUACUUUGAUAAUUGAGAUUUUUCGGAGCCGAGAGGCGCACAUCGGGCUGUGGUCGAGUUGAUUGGUAUUCCGGAAUUCGUUUGUUCGAAAGACCUGGUUUGUGGUGUUCUUUCGAUCGAUCGAAUUCUGCCCUUUGCUGGAUUUGAAUUUCCCGGGGUGAAAGGUCACUGGCGAGAGGAAGCAUCGUAGUGACAGUGGUUUCACUCGGGGCAAUUCGAGAAGAUUGUUAUACACGAGACACUUCGAUGCGCGGCUCUUGGCUCGAAGACGCGCAAGUAAUUAUAGGUAUAAUUCGAAAUUAAAAGUGAAAUUACUUGUAAGAUGGUGCUAGCUAUAUUAUCGCCGUUUAUCGAUAGAGUGACUAUAUAAUAUAUAACGUAUACUUAUUACUUAAUUCUUUUUAUACAUUUGCAGUUCGAUUCCCUUGCUCUAUUUCUCAUUGAUCUCCGAGUGACGCGGAAAACAAGCGCGUUUCUCCUUUCAAUUUUGCCGCGGGAAAAUUUUCACGGAAUUCGUAACUACAGUUUCGCAGACUUCAAAAGUUCGACAGAGGAUUUUCCUUUUUAUCAUCCCAGAGAUACGAGACCGAGCACAGUUAAAGAUGAAUUUUAUUCGCACUGCGCUAUAUACGUAGGUGAACGUGAGAGGGGCGGCAUUAAAAAUCGAAAUUCGCACUCUUUUACGCGACGGGGGUGUAGUAUAUGAAAAGGGGACACGCGCCCAGAGUAUCGCGAUUUCACUUAAGGUUGCCUGUGUAGAAAGUGUAUACGUUGACGCGAGAGUGAGUCUCCCUGCAUAAACUCUCUACGCCCUCGACGCGAACUUUUAUGCAUUUUUACGACUUGAGAGCAUUUCUAUAUGGAGCUUUCGCCGCGAGUUAUCAAGCCUAAUUAUAUACGUGACAAACCUUUUGUAGGUCGUGUGAAUCAUAUACGAGAAGAUUAUAGUUUAAUUUAUACACGUAUACGAAUUAAAGGUAAUUUUAUACAAUUAUUACAAAUUAUAUAUAGUAAUAUAAGAAGUUUGUUUGUUUUGUACUUAGGUACACAGCGUGUACGAAUCUAUAUAUAUAUAUAUAUAUAUAUAUAUAUAUAUAUAUAUAUAUAUAUACCUUUCUUACAUCAUCGAGGAUUAUACACAUAUUUUAACAACCUUGCUAAUUCAUAUCGAGCAUAUUAUAAAUGUGGUCAGCAGCGUUCGCGAAUCGAUGCGUUACGCCCGCGCGCCACGUCACAUUACUGCGCAGCAAAAAAAAA
Nasonia vitripennis (jewel wasp) is the source of this 2010-nucleotide messenger RNA. Its product is annotated as cuticle protein 8. Bases 130 to 684 code for a protein of 184 amino acids. Lineage: Eukaryota; Metazoa; Arthropoda; Insecta; Hymenoptera; Pteromalidae. The transcript is spliced from 3 exons. The record is from RefSeq and is a predicted model, not a curated record. Gene Ontology annotation, cellular component: extracellular matrix.